Populus euphratica (Euphrates poplar) is the source of this 4276-nucleotide messenger RNA. Its product is annotated as putative pentatricopeptide repeat-containing protein At3g18840. Gene Ontology annotation, molecular function: RNA binding; protein binding; kinase activity. The record is from RefSeq and is a predicted model, not a curated record. Gene Ontology annotation, biological process: RNA modification. The transcript has 11 exons. Lineage: Eukaryota; Viridiplantae; Streptophyta; Magnoliopsida; Malpighiales; Salicaceae.
CAUGGACUCCAUCAUUGUUUUUUUUAAGCACAUAUACACUAAUUGGAUUGAAGUCACGGAAGGUCUCAUGUCUGACCCAUCCUUUGUGGGUUGCUGAAUACCAACUCAAAGAUUGGAUCUUUUAUUCUAUCCCAACCAAAAAGCUUCCUCAACCAGGCCGGAAACUACUGGGCUGAAAAAACAUCGCUGGUUUCCACAUGACUGGAAAAAUGGAACACACCGACAACGUGCAAUCAUAAUUACAGCACGAAGACAGCACUCGGUAGUUUGUUCCGAAGGGUAAAAGACCAUACUCUUGCUAGCGGAACAAAGUCCAAUACCCAUCCGAGGAAAAGACAGAGACUAAAUGGAAAACAGUGCACAGAGGAGAUUGGAACGUGUUUCUGGGCACCUGUUGUCUCCGAUUGAAGUCAAUAAUGGUCUUUCCCAGGUUUUAAUAAAAGGUGGGCAUAGAAAACAUGAGGAAGAAGGAGACCCAGUAGUUAUAGGAGGCAUGGUAUUGGAUAUACAUGCCACCCCUUCACUCCCUCUAAAUCCUAGAACCACCACUCCUGGGAAGGUCCAUUAUGUACUAGGGGGUGUAGCAAGGAAUAUUGCUGAGUGCAUGUCAAAGCUAGGAACUAAGCCUUAUAUGAUUAGUGCCCUGGGAAAUGACAUGGCAGGCAAGCUGCUGUUGGAGCAUUGGAAUUCUGCGAGCCUAUCUACAGAAGGCAUUAUGAAGCACCAAGAUAUCAAGACUCCUGUCAUAUGCAACAUAUUUGACACUGAAGGAGAGUUGGCAGCUGCUGUUGCUAGUGUGGAAGCAGUUGAAAAAUUCCUAACUUCUUCGUGGAUUCAGCAAUCAAAGCAAAAUAUAGUUUAUGCUCCUGUCAUGAUGGUUGAUGCAAAUCUAAGUCUCCCAGCUUUAGAAGCUUCUUGUCAAUUGGCAGCAGAAUCCAACACCCCAAUUUGGUUUGAGCCUGUUUCAGUGGCUAAAUCUAGAAGAAUUGUCUCAGUUGCUAAGUAUGUAACUUUUGCUUCACCUAAUGAAGAUGAGCUUAUCGCCAUGGCUAAUGCUUUAUCUCAUGAAAAUAUGUUUCGUCAAAUUGAAAGGGAUUCCAACAGUAGGUGUUCAGUUGAGUCUUUGUUCCAAUUUUUGAAACCGGCAAUCCUGGUUUUGCUAGAGAAGGGUAUCAAGAUAGUUGCUGUGACCCUUGGUGCAGAUGGUGUGCUCUUAUGUUCUAGAGGACCAAACGUAGUGAGAUUUAGUUUGGAUAGAACCAAAAAAUAUGGAUUCAGUGGACAGUUAUAUGAUAACGUGGUGUCCAGCUGUCCUUCAAGUAGAUUUUCUAGUGCUCUGCAGAUUGAGAGAAGUUCUCAUCUUUUUUCUGUGCAUUUUCCUGCACUUCCUGCAUCAGCUGUGAGGCUUACGGGAGCUGGUGACUGCUUGGUUGGUGGUACGCUUGCUUCUCUCUGUUCAGGUUUAGAUAUUAUGCAGAGCAUUGCAGUCGGUAUAGCUGCAGCCAAAUUUGCUGUGGAGGGAGAGGCGAAUGUGCCUUCAGAAUUUAGUUUGGCCACUAUUACAGAUGACGCCAGGUCCAUAUAUUUUGCUGCCAAAAUUCUGUUUCAUCAAUCAAUGCUUUAAUCCAUGUCCUUAAAGGAUGGACUGAUACGCCAUGUCCGAUCCAUAAAGUCUGGUUUCACACUACCAAUCUUAACCUCAAAUCAACUUGUUCAUUUAUACUCUAAGCAUUGCCUUAUAAAUGAAGCCCAGAAACUGUUCGAUGAAAUGCCUCAAAGAAACACUUACUCCUGGAACACUAUAAUAUCUGCCCACAUAAAAUCCCAAAACUUAGCACAAGCAAAAUCUAUUUUUGAUUCUGCUUCUGUUAGGGAUUUGGUCACUUAUAAUUCUAUGUUAUCGGGUUAUGGUACUGUGGAUGGAUAUGAAAGAAAUGCCCUUGAAUUGUUUGUUGAAAUGCAAAGUAAAAGAAAUGAGAUUGAGAUUGAUGAUCUUACUAUUACAAGCAUGGUUAACUUGUUUGCUAAGUUAUGUAAUUCGUGUUAUGGGAGACAAUUGCAUUCAUAUAUGGUGAAAACCGGUAAUGAUAGAAGUGGGUUUGUUGUGAGUUCUUUGAUUGACAUGUAUUCUAAAUGUGGGUGUUUUAAAGAGGCUUGUCAGGUAUUUAAAGGUUGUGAAAGAGAAGGAGGUUUUGAUUUGGUCUCAAAGAAUGCGAUGGUGGCAGCGUAUUGUAGAGAAGGGGAUAUGGAAAUGGCUUUGAGGUUGUUUUGGAGGGAAAGUGAGUUGAAUGAUUCGGUGUCAUGGAAUACAUUGAUUUCGGGUUAUGUUCAAAAUGGUUAUCCAGUGGAGGCACUGAAGUUGUUUGUGUGUAUGGGGGAGAAUGGUGUUAAAUGGAAUGAACAUACUUUUGGUAGUGUUUUAAAUGCUUGUGCUUAUUUAAGGAACUUGAAGAUUGGCAAGGAAAUGCAUGCUUGGAUUUUGAAGAAUGGACUGGGUUCGAGUGUUUUUGUAGGAAGUGGCAUUGUUGAUGUUUACUGCAAGUGUGGGAAUAUGAAGUAUGCCGAGUCAUUGCAUUUGACAAGGGGGGUAAGAAGUUCCUUUUCCAUCACUUCAAUGGUUGUGGGGUAUUCGUCACAAGGAAACAUGGUGGAAGCUUGUAGGCUUUUUGAUUCUUUGAAAGAGAAGAAUUCUAUUGCUUGGGCUGCAUUAUUUAGUGGUUAUGUCAAAUUGAAGCAAUGUGAAGCUUUUUUUGAACAUCUACGAGAGUAUAUAGCCAAGGAAGCUGCGAUUCCUUAUGCUUCGAUCCUUAUCAGUGCAUUUAACGUGUGUGCAUUCCAAGCUGCCCUUGGUCCUGGGAAGCAAAUCCAUGGUUAUGUAUUCAGAAUGGGGAUUGAAAUGGACAUGAAGACGACUACAGCUAUGAUUGAUAUGUACUCAAAAUGUGGAAGUAUACCAUACGCAGAAAAACUGUUCCUGAAAGUUAUUGAAAGAGAUUUAGUCCUUUACAAUGUUAUGCUUGCUGGUUAUGCUCAUCACGGGCAUGAGAUUAAAGCUAUAAGUUUGUUUCAGGAAAUGUUGGAGAGAGGAGUUGGACCAGAUGCCGUUACUUUUGUUGCACUUCUGUCAGCUUGCCGUCACCGUGGAUUGGUUGAUUUGGGUGAAAAAACAUUUUAUUCCAUGACAGAAGAUUAUCACAUACUGCCUGAUACUGAUCACUAUGCAUGCAUGAUUGAUCUUUAUGGAAGGGCUAACCAACUAGAAAAGAUGGUACUGUUCAUGCAAAGAAUUCCUAUGGAGCAUCAGGAUGCUGCUGUCGUUGGGGCAUUUUUUAAUGCAUGCAGGCUAAAUAAAAACACAGAAUUAGCAAAAGAGGCAGAGGAGAAACUGUUAAAUAUUGAAGGUGAUAGUGGAGCUCGUUAUGUGCAGUUGGCUAAUGUUUAUGCUGCAGAAGGGAACUGGGCUGAGAUGGGGAGGAUUAGGAGGGAGAUGAGAGGAAAGGAGGCCAAGAAGUUUGCUGGUUGCAGCUGGGUAUACUUGGAUAAUGGAGUCCAUUCAUUUACCUCUGGUGAUAGAACCCAUACAAAAGCAGAGUCUAUCUAUUCGAUGCUGGAGUUCUUGAUGGCUGAAUUAUAUGAAAUCGCUGGGGCAUUCCGUUAGAUAACGUUUUGAAUGUUGGCAUGCCAACAUGGUUCAAAAGCUUGCACAGCCUGCAAUGAGGAUGAGAGUUGGAGACUUUCGAGUAGCCGAAGAUGUUUAGCAGGUAUAUUGAAAUAUUCAAAAGCUAGUCAGUCUAUCGUGAGUGCACUUCAUGAUUGUCUUUAUUGGGAAAGAUGAGAAGAUCAUGUUCUAAUUCCAAAGGCCCUUUCUGGAUGAAUAACUGAAGCUUUUGAGGAGAACUGUUACUGAAGCCAAAGCAAACAUCCAGACAAAGAAAUGCUGUAGAGCAAGAUGUGUAGAAGCAACCAUCGCAACUGUUCUGUUUCUAGGACUCGAAAUUCUUCCAAGCCCAAGGUCAAUUCUCCCAAGGAUUUUGAACAGCACAUUUAGGCUAUCCUUCCCACAUACUGUGUGCAUUUUGUAAACUGGAAGUGUGGUAAAAUGCUUCGUCAAGGAGUUAUGCCACAAUUUUAGCAUGGUUUCGUAAUGCUUCAGCAACACUACCUUGUUUUUUGAGGUUUUUAUGCUUCAGUAACACCACCUUGUUUUUUGAGAUUUUUAUAGAUAAAUCCUUUGAUCUGGCCCAAAAUUCUUUCAUUAACUGAUGUGCCUCCAGAA